Molecule: messenger RNA, 727 nt
Organism: Musca vetustissima
Lineage: Eukaryota; Metazoa; Arthropoda; Insecta; Diptera; Muscidae
Product: tetraspanin-13-like
Exons: 4
Coding region: 65-727 (220 amino acids)
Cellular component (GO): membrane
Source: RefSeq, a predicted model, not a curated record
AUAGAUAAUAAUAAAGAAAUAAUAAAAAAAAGAAGAGUGAAAUAAUUAAAAAAAAAACGCAAAAAUGUGCGGUGGAUUUACGUGUUCAAAGAAUGCAUUAAUUGCCUUAAAUAUUUUAUAUGUGAUGGUGGGCUUCCUACUGAUUGGUGUCGGUGUCUAUGCCCGUGCCGCAUCAAUUGUUACAAAUCUACCCAUUGUUGGCGGUAUACUGGCAUGCGGCAUAAUCUUGAUAUUAAUAUCGAUAUUGGGUCUAGCUGGUGCUGUUAAACAUCAUCAAGUUAUGCUGUUCUUUUACAUGAUCAUUUUGUUCUUGCUCUUCCUGAUACAAUUCUCCAUUGCCAGUUCAUGUUUGGCCGUGAAUUCGGAACAGCAACAGGAAUUUGCCGAAGAAGGAUGGAAUCGUGUGCCAGCGUCAAUGCACAAACAAGUGCAGGACACCUUCCUCUGUUGUGGUUUCAAUUCGACAAAUACCACGGCUGACGAAUCCUGUGAGGUGGUAAACAAACAAUGCUGUGUCGGUUCCUACGAUACCAAUUGCCAGUGUCCACCAUGUCUGCCCAAGUUGGAAGAUAAAAUCAAUUAUGUAUUCAAAUUGUGCGGUGGUUUGGGUAUAUUCUUUAGUUUUACAGAGGUACUUGCUGUAUUUUUAGCCCGUCGCUAUCGCAAUCAAAAUGAUCCUGACUAUCUGCCAGCACGUGCAGUGUUCCCACAUAAUUAUAUUUACUAA